AUGGCUUCUUUCCUUUACCCUGAGCCAGCCAACGCUGGAUGCCUUUCGUACGCCCCUGGUAGCGAAGAGCGAAAGCUCCUUAAACAUGCCUUGGCCGAAAUGGAAAGCACAACGGCGGAAGUGCCCAGUAUCAUCAACGGCGAACGCAUCUACUCUGGCCAAAAGAGUUCCCAAGUCAAUCCUUGGGAUCGCCACGGAAAGCCGGUGGCUGAAUACCACGAAGUUGACCGCGAGACCGUCAAGAACAAGGCGAUUCCUGGGGCCCUCGCAGCGAGGAAGAAAUGGAUGAAUAUGCCCUUCAGCCAAAGAGCUGCCAUCUACAAGCGUGCAGCCAGGCUGAUCGAGACCAAGUACAGAUGGAAGCUCAUGGCAGCCACAAUGAUCGGCCAGGGCAAGACUUGUGGUCAAGCUGAAGGAGACUGUAUAUCUGAAGUUAUCGACACGCUCAACUUUCACGUCUACUUUUGCCACCAGCUCUACCAACAGCAACCUCCCAAGCAGAGCGACUCAGCAUACAGCACCUUAGACUAUCGUCCAUUGGAAGGCUUCCUGCUUGCUAUCUCUCCCUUCAACUUUACCGCACUGGGUGUACACAUUGCCUUCACACCGGCCAUCUUGGGUAACGUGAUGCUCUGGAAGCCGUCUCCAAUGGCUGUUCUGUCAAACUACCUGAUGUAUCAAGUUAUGGAGGAGGCAGGACUUCCGGCGGGCGUAGUACAGUUUCUGCCUGUGGCUGACCCUAUGAUCGUCGUCGAACCCGCACUCGCCAGCCGAGACUUUUCUGGACUCCAUUACACCGGGUCCUCAGCAGUCUUGCGAAGCCUGGCCGCCCAAAUUGGAGUCAAUACUGCUACCUAUAAGACCUUCCCUAGGAUUGUGGGAGAGAGUGGUGGCAAGAACUUUCAUCUUGUCCACAAUUCUUGUAAAGACGAUGUUGAUUGGCUAGCGUCAGCGGCGGUGCGCUCAGCUUUUGAGUUCCAAGGACAAAAGUGUAGUGCCUUGUCUCGUUUCUUUGUUCCCAAAUCCAUGUGGGAGCAGGGCGACCUGAAAGAGGCGUUGCUCAGGGAAGCAGCCAAGAUGACACACGGAGACGACGUCAAGCAAUUGCAUCAUCCUCUUGGACCUGUUGUUUCCGAGGCAGCCUUUGACAGAUUUGGAGAUUUCUUGGCUACAGCCAAGAAGGAAGGGCAUCAGGUUAUCUAUGGCGGCAACCAAGACGGUAGUAAGGGUUUCUUUCUCCAGCCCACUAUUCUUGAGAUCAACAAGGCCGACCGAACUGCUAAGAGUCAAACCAUGACCAAAGAGCUUUUCGGGCCUUUGCUUGCCGUACAGACCUACGACGACGUUACUCCCUCUGGUUUCGAAGACGUUUGCGAGCUCAUUGAUAAAACUACCGAGUACGGUCUCGCAGGCUCUGUUUUUUCUCGCGAUCGAUAUGCCAUUCAGGUUGCGAACCACAACCUCAGAGAUUCUGUUGGCAUGUUCUGCAUCAAUGACAAGUGCACAGGGGCCGUCAUUGGCGCCAAUCCAUUUGGCGGAGCGAGGUCAUCAGGAACAAAUGACAAAGCAAACUCUGUCAAUGUUCUCCUUCGCUUCGCUAGUAUUCGAUGUGUCAAGGAUUCUUUUGAGACAGGGAGCGGUACACUGAGUGUUUGUCACAUCGCAGAGUAA
Messenger RNA from Fusarium sp. VM40, 1671 nucleotides. The record is from the annotation of a GenBank genome assembly. Lineage: Eukaryota; Fungi; Ascomycota; Sordariomycetes; Hypocreales; Nectriaceae.